Mercenaria mercenaria is the source of this 4732-nucleotide messenger RNA. RefSeq names its product organic cation/carnitine transporter 2-like. The transcript is spliced from 6 exons. The coding region runs from base 196 to 972 and encodes 258 amino acids. The record is from RefSeq and is a predicted model, not a curated record. Gene Ontology annotation, molecular function: transmembrane transporter activity. Lineage: Eukaryota; Metazoa; Mollusca; Bivalvia; Venerida; Veneridae. Gene Ontology annotation, biological process: transmembrane transport.
UUUCCUAUCAGUGUAAUACCAGAAAGUUUUCGGUGGUACAUAGCUCAUGACAAACCAGAAAAGGCGGAGGUUAUUGUCAGAUCCAUUGCAAAAUUUAACAGAUAUACCAACUUCGAUAUAGACAAAGCCCUAAAGAAACCGGAGAACAGAGAAGACAAAAAGUACACAGUGUUAGACCUAUUUAGAACAAAGAAAAUGGUGAAAGUCACAUUUCUCUUAGCAUUGAACUGGAUUGCACUUGGUGUUGUUUCAUAUGGUAUUGCGUUUGGGAUUCAGUCACUGUCUGGAAACAUCUUCUUCAAUUUAUUUCUGUUCAGCCUGACUGGAAUACCUUGCAAGGCAAUCGCACUUUGGCUUCAAAACAGAUUUGGGCGACGAUGUACCUCAAUCAUGUGCUUUACAAGCGUUGCUUUUGGAGGAAUUGUGGUGGGUGUCGUACAAACACUAGAUGUACCUAAUAAAGAUGAAUUAACCAAUGUAUUUGCACUGAUUGCUAACAUGGGAAUAUCUACAGCGUGGGGAUCUGUUCAAACCAUGACAAUAGAAAUCUAUCCAACUGUAAUCAGAAAUAUUGGUUUUGGUACCCUGAGUGUAACGGGACGUAUAGGUGCUAUUGUCGGUCCGCAGCUAGUGUAUCUGAACACAUACAUUCCGGGACUUCUGUAUUUUGUGUGCGGAGCUAUAUCUGUCAUAUGUGUUUUCGUACUGGUUUUCCUGCCUGAAACAAUGGACAAGAAUCUCAACGACAAGAUAAAGCAAGUUUUAGAUUUAGAAUCGACCGUCCGUGAUAAACCGUCAAAAGUCAAAAGCACAACAAACGAUAAACCUGAAGGCGAAGAAAGACAAACGAAGGAAUCGACAAGUGCAAGAGAAACGGACAAGCGUGUGCCCCUUCGUGUGACAAAUUUGUCUAAACAGACACAUGAUAUUCAUACUCCCGGCUCAUUAGAAAUCGAGACUACACAUAUGUAAAGGACGGAAUUCAGUUUAGUUUACGUUUAAACACAUAUAAAAUGCAGAGUAAUUUAAGAUUUCAGCAACAUUUACCUACAUUUGCCAAUUUUCUGUUAGAUGCAAGUUUUACCUUAAUUCAUAUCUAAUCUUUUUUGGCAGCGCAUAACAGAUACCGGUAAACGGUUGUAAAAUAUUUUUACAAACUUGGAUUUCUAAUACUAAACAUAAUUAUAGAUUGGAGUCUCAAUAAAAAAAAUGGUAUUUAUAUUCAUAUCAGUCCUUGCAAAGAACUUUUCAUUAAAUUUAUACUUCCGCUAAAAUCAUAAGCUAUAUCUUUCUUUGAUGCCCGGGACAAGAAAAUUGCACUUUGAAAAUGCAAAGUUGGGUUCUUCACCAGAUCAGAUUAACAUCAUUUUAUCCUAUCAUUCUUUUCUCUGAACCAAAAUAUCCGAAAGUUUCAGACUUUAGACAAACGAAGAAAGUACUGUUAUUUUGUUUUAAGGCUCAACUGCAUAUUUUUUUGUCAUAUGGUUUCUUCUCGAUAUUAAGUUGCGGACACUAAGUUUCCCUCUGACCUAUACUUAAAGCAAAAACUGUCACUAAUUAUGUAGAGCCACUAACCUUUCGACAGCUCAAUGAAUGUCGUCUCGCAUGACAACACAUCGGGAACCUACAAACCUAAUGGCUAUUUUUCAACUCAGCAACCAAGAAGGUUCGUCUGUUGAAACAGAAAUCUGAACUGAAAUAAUUAAACUAAUUGCUAAUUUAAAAAACUACUUUUUGUUGCAGAGCUUUUUGCAUAUUUUGUUAGUCAUGCAAAACAUAAAUAAUAUAUAAACUCAUUGGAUGGAGUCACAGCGUAUGACCUGGCAUCAAUUAAGUCAUUCUAUAAAACACUUACAUAAAGAAGGGUCAGAUGAUAAUCAUGUUAUUGGUUCCUUUAUUUGCAGAGACUAAAAUAUAUUUUAUUAAAUUCCCGGAUAUCCUUUUUUAAAUUGCGAAAGUAAAUUUAGGUGUUUUGGAAAAAAGUGACCAUUAAACUCAAAAAAAGUUUAAUAGUAUGAAUAAUAUCAUAAGGUCAAGUAUGCAAACAGGUUAUUACCUGAUGUUUUCAGUUAAACCUAAAGUAAAUAAUACCAUCAUUUAUAUGUCUUCAUAAACAUUAAUAAUGGCAAGUAUCCAUAAAACUGAAAUAAGUGAAAAUACCGUUUUCAGUUACCUUUUCUAGUUCAUUUUGGUGAAAAUGUGCAGAAUUUAUAUUAAAACAUAUCUUAGAGAUUUACCCUAAGCCUUCUUUACGCAAGGGAAACAAUCUAAUUAUAUGGUGAAAUUGUUGAGUGAACACCGUUUCUUAAUCCUAAUCCUGUCCCUGUUAUAUCAGUGCAAAGGAAAAGUAACCUAUCUAUGAUAAAUGCCAUGUAUGAUUACACAGUUAUGCACCUAACAGUCUUGAAAUUAAUUUCUUUGAUUUUCUCAUAUUUCUAGAUAUUUUUCCCAUACUUUGACGCAUAUGUAUGGGUAGUUGAGAUUGUUCUCUUUCCAGCAGUAGCCUUUUCAACAUAGUUCACCUUGUGAAAUUCUGUGGGUUUUGACUUUUUUUAAAAAAAUCGUCUGUUUGUUGACAAAUUUCACCACAAAAGAUGUCCUACUUUCCCCAGGGCAAUCAAUUAUUUGAUCUUUACAUAGUUUUGCAUUCAGGUUGCUAAUUCAUGUGGCAAGUAGACAUGCUUUUUUCCUGAUAAGAGGUAAAAAGUGGGUAGUUAAUCCCCCGCCGUGGCGGAGGGAUUAUAGGAAUGGUCUGCGUCCGUCCGUCCUUCCGUCCUUCCGUCUUUCCGUCCUUCCGUCCGUAACAAAAUCGUGUCCGGUCCAUAUCUGCUAAACCCCUUGAAGGAUUUUCAUGAAACUUGGGUCAAAUGAUCACCUCAUCAAGACGAUGUGCAGAACCCAUGAGUCAGCCUUGUCGGUUCAAGGUCAAGGUCACAACUCAAGGUCAAAGGUUUGAGCCUGCCAUUUUGUGUCCGCUCUAUAUCUCAUAAACCCCUUGAAGGAAUUUUAUAAAACUUGGGUCAAAUGAUCACCUCAUCAAGACGAUGUGCAGAACCCAUGAGUCAGCCAUGCCGGCUCAAGGUCAAGGUCACAACUUAGGGUCAAAGGUUUUGAGCCUUCCAUUUUGUGUCCGCUCUAUAUCUUCUAAACUCCUUGAAGGAUUUUCAUGAAACUUGGGUCAAAUGAUCACCUCAUCAAGACGAUGUGCAGAACCCAUGGGUCAGCCUUGUCGGCUCAAGGUCAAGGUCACAACUCAAGGUCAAAGGUUUGAGCCUUCCAUUUUCUGUCCGCUCUAUAUCUCCUAAACCCCUUGAAGGAAUUUUAUCAAACUUGGGUCAAAUGAUCACCUCAUCUAGACGAUAUGCAGAAUCCAUGAGUCAGUCAUGCCGGCUCAAGGUCAAGGUCACAGCUUAGGGUCAAAGGUUUGAGCCCUCCAUUUUGUGUCCGCUCUAUAUCUCCUAAACCCCUUGAAGGAAUUUUAUAAAACUUGGGUAAAAUGAUUACCUCAUCAGAACGAUGUGCAGAAAUUAUGAGUCAACCAUGCAAGCUCAAGGUCAAGGUCACAACUAAGGGUCGAAGGUUUGAGCCUUCCAUUUUGUGUCCACUCUGUAUCUCCUAAACCCCUUGAAGGAUUUUCAUCAAACUUGGGUCAAAUGAUCACCUCAUCAAGAACUCAUGAGUCAGCCAUGUCAACUCAAGGUCAAGGUCACAACUGAAGGUCAAAGGUUUCAGCUCUGUAUCUCCUAAACCCCUUGAAGGAUUUUCAUGAAACUUGGGUCAAAUGAUCACCUCAUCAAGACGUUGUGCAGAAUUCAUGAGUCAGCCAUGUCAGUUCAAGGUCAAGGUCACAGCUAAAAUCAAAGGUUUAGCCUUUCACUAUCCAUAGCAGUGGCGGGGGAUAUAGCUGUCUUUCAGACUGCCUUGUUUGCAUGAGGUACUAGGUCAAUUGUCACCUAAGCCUAUCAUAAAGUCUUUGCGGAGUUGUCUCCAUUUUUUCCAAAUAUUUCAUCCGGGAUCAUUUUUUUCAGCUCAAAUAACUCUUUUUCAGGAAAUGAUAUUUUAAUAAUUUUUUCAGUGCUCGUAUUCUGAUGCACUUAACUUCACAUACAUAUACUAUAGAUAGCUCCUACUUAAAGUUUGUAUUUUCAGUUACAAUGCCUACAUAUCUAAGAAGGAAUGUCACGUUCAGAAAACGAAGCCUCCCCGAACCGCAACUCACUGCACGCAACUUACAGCACAUACACGACUUGCAUUCGCACACAAGCGUACACAACAAAACAAACACACGAAGGAACACAGUGAAAAACACCUUAAAUAGCUGAAACUUGUUUGUGGUGCGUGCCUUACCUCCGUAGAUGGAAAUCAGAUGCCUAAGGAUUUUUGAAAAUUGACUGAACUGGUAUCAGACAAGCAAUUGACUAUAAGUGAAGGUUGUUGUUCAUAUCAACCUUUAUGAAUCUAUAACGCUAGUCUAUUGUUGUCUGACCUUUAUUGUCUGGUAGGUGUACAUUUGAACAAUAAGAUCACACAUGCAUAUGCAACUUCGUUUCUGUUUAAACAGUAUGCUAAUUUGCUCAUUAUCUAUAAGCUGUAACAGUCAGUUUCACUUUGAUUCCCUUUUUUUCCGUUACAUGGUCUUCGGAUCCAUCAUUCCAUUACCUAUCACUCCUUCAACUUCGGUUACAAUGUUACUGAGUUCAUUUCCAAUGCUUGAAUAAAGAACAUAAUUGUU